Messenger RNA from Gossypium raimondii (Peruvian cotton), 321 nucleotides. RefSeq lists its product as uncharacterized. The record is from RefSeq and is a predicted model, not a curated record. Bases 1 to 321 code for a protein of 106 amino acids. Lineage: Eukaryota; Viridiplantae; Streptophyta; Magnoliopsida; Malvales; Malvaceae. The transcript is spliced from 2 exons.
AUGACCAACUUCGAGAAAGAAACAAGCAAGGCUUAUUCACAAAGACAACUUAAAAAGAGGUGGGAUACCCUAAAAAAAGAAUGGAAGGCUUGGAAGAAACUUAAAGGCAGAGAUACUGGUCUAGGGUGGAAUCCUAUAAAAGAACCGUUGAUGCAUCAGAUGAUUGGUGGGAGAGUUGUGCCUGAAGCUCAAAAAUUUAGAACAUCAAGUAUUGAUCUUGAAUUCGAAGGGAAGUUGGACCAAAUGUUCAGGGGUAUAGUUGCAACAGGUGAUAAAGCAUGGGCACCUUCUUCUAGUACACUCCGUAGUCAUUUUUUUUGA